This is a messenger RNA of Plenodomus lingam JN3, 216 nucleotides long. The record is from RefSeq and is a predicted model, not a curated record. NCBI's taxonomy places the organism in Eukaryota, Fungi, Ascomycota, Dothideomycetes, Pleosporales, Leptosphaeriaceae.
AUGCAUCACAUUUCCAUUGCGCAACUGGGCAUCCUCUACGUCCAGCAGACAGGGGACCGCUCAUUGUGCACUACGACUAGUCGCGGCGAAUCCUACUGCCCGUGUGUGUUUGAGUGCGGGAAUGGUAUUUGGAGAGGUGAUGGAGAGUGGAUGGGAGGCUUGGUGUUUGAGAAGGGGUGUGGAAAGUAUUGUCAUGCUGGGGUUUGUGACGGGUAG